CAUCCUCCUCACACCAUCGUUUUUUCUCUCGCACGGUCUCUUCCCGGCGUUUCUCCUGCGUUGCCCUUCAACAGCAAGAAGAGGGAGCAGACAAAAAAACUUUUUAUCCAAGAAAACCUAUCAUCUUGGAAGGUUUAUCUAAGUGUUAAUUUCAGCGUUCGAUUUCAGCCAUGGUUCAAAUUUAUGAAAUUGCUCGGUCAUGAAAAUGACGGGGGGAUUGUUCAGUGUGAUUUUGAUCCUUUUCCAAAUAUUCGGAAUAUGGAAUUCCUACUUGGUUCUUUGAAGUUAUUGAGUGUUCCAAAUGCAGGCGGCAGUUCGAUAUUAUCUGAAGUGUUCUCAUAUGAACUCCUUGGACGAUGCUUCGGGGCUAAACUAGUCAAAACAGAAAUGGAAAUCAACUAUUUUCCACAUGGUGGUGCCAUAACGGAUUACGUUGCAGAUAUUGAUGGCACACGUCUGGGUGUGUCUGUAACGCGUGCUAUGAAAUUUUACGGCGAAUACACCGACGAAGAUGCCCGGCACUUAUUAACGAAAAAAUUGAAGGGUGUUAACCAAUCUUCCAAAAAUUCCUGCGAAACCUGGACAAAACAGAUUUUACACGUUUGGACAACUUCAGAGAAUAUAACUGACGUCAUAACCAGGGUAUAUGAACACGAUAUACCACAGAUAUUAAAGAGUAACACAUUAGUUCUGGUAACUACGACAACCCGGUCGGAUUUUAUGUUCAAAAAUUGUUUCUCAUAGUCAUCAGUGGCACUUAAGAAACCGGCUUUUGGCCGACCGCUAUAGCGACAUUUCGGGUCGAAAAGUGUUUUAUGCUAGCCCAUGCGUCCCCAGAAUAUUUACGAGUAUUGUAAGCUGAUAUAUAGAAUAUGGCCUAUGUAAUUACAAAACACAGCGUAUGGGAUAAUGAAUAAUCGCUGAAUCCUAAUAAAUUUACAAGGAAUUCAAAGAACCAACUAGGAACGCCAUAUGAACGGAUUUCGUGCAAAUCUGUAUAUUGCACCAUUUUAUACAUAUAUUGUUUGUGAAUAGAUUGGGUUUUUUUUUCAUUAUUUACCCAAAGUUUGUAAAUAGAUUGUUUUUGUAUAAUAUACCCUCCAUUUGCAACAAAAGAUCAAAUUUGUCUCCGUUGUCUAUAUAUAGCUUCACCAACUUCACGCGGUCAGCUUUAGAGGCGAAUAUACUAUAAUGCUUUUAUUAUUAGUGUACUUCUACACAAUGUUUCAUAGAUAUUUCAAAAGUAUUAUUGAUGUACUUUUUUUGGAUUAAAAAACCCAUGACUGUCAUCUAAUUAAAUACAUCAAAAUAAACCACAAUGUAAACUUCCAAUGGUCAUAGCUUGAGCCAUUAGUAUGCAUCCCCAUGAAUCUGUUUUAGAUUAUUUUUUUUUCUUUUUCAGUAAUAAUGCUUUUGAAUUUUUCUGCCAUGUUGUCACUUUAAAUCACUAUUUUUUCCACCAUAGCAUCCAUUUUUAUUUAUGUCGUGUACAUUUAUUGUUUGGUAUUAAUGUUAUUAAAAUUAUAAAAAUAUG
Molecule: messenger RNA, 1534 nt
Organism: Patella vulgata (common limpet)
Lineage: Eukaryota; Metazoa; Mollusca; Gastropoda; Patellidae
Product: AAC-rich mRNA clone AAC4 protein
Exons: 3
Source: RefSeq, a predicted model, not a curated record